Messenger RNA from Effrenium voratum, 2067 nucleotides. The record is from the annotation of a GenBank genome assembly. Lineage: Eukaryota; Dinophyceae; Suessiales; Symbiodiniaceae.
AUGUGGGCAGUUUACUGGCUGGCAGAAGGAAGCGCGGACGAUGAGAUUCAGAGCCGUAACUUUGUAGGUCGCGAGUCCGCCUUCAGCUUUGCGCAGCGUGUGGGGGGUGGCCAUGAGAUGGCAUGGCAGUGUGGUCCACUGAGGCUGUCAGUUUCUGACCAUCCCUGGCUGGAUUGCUGCCGCGACUUGCGUGACCUGCUUCGACCUGCCCGUCUCGCAGCUUUGGAGGCUCGCGAGGUGGCCGAGGGGGCGGAUGGAGCAUAUGUGGAGUUUGGUUCAGGAGAAAAACCCCCUGCAGGUGUUGUCCUGGAUCUUGUCUCCACCUCACGGGUGAAAGCCUGGGGGCCCCACAUGCGCCGCAAGAAGUGUGAAGAGCUGGCUUCAGACCAAGGCCAGUUCAACUUGAAGAGAUGGCGGGAUAUGUCGAUGUCUCUUGCAGAGACUCUUGAGAGGAUCCAGUCAGCUCGACCAACGCUCGGCAGACUUGUGGCCAUGAUGGACCUGCGAAGGCACUUGGCCAGGACGCUUUUCACAGCAGUGAUUGCAGCCGUGAUGAGCACCUGCGACAGCAUCAAAACUGUGCUGUCGGGUGCCGUGUUCACACUGAUCAAUGCUAGUGAAGAAGAUGUGAAGAAAGACAGUCAGUUUCUGCACAUCAUUUGUUCCUGGACCUUCGGGUGUGGGUCAAGAAUAUCAUUGGCCAAGAGCCUAAUUCUUGGCCUAAUGCUGCUCGCAGUGAUCAAGGGCACUGUGGGCGUUGUUUCGCAGCACGUCGCCAAAGCAUUCAAGGACCCCGCGCGAGUACCGGCAGCUGAUGUUGAGUGCAUGCAGUUCAAUGCUCAAGUGCGGAGAUUGGUUCAGUGGAAGGAUUGCACUGCGUUGGGCUUAGCUGCAUUUGAUUGGCAAAAGAACCCCACAGCCCACAACAUGCCAGGUAAAGACGUUUUCGCGCGAGGUAUUUCCCUUUGGCUGGGCCUUGUUUGGGUGAACGUUGACUCCUCGGCGGCGGAGAUGACCUCCUUCCUUUUGCUCGUCAGCAAGUUGGGCCACCAGGUGAACAGCUUCAAGGCGCAGGUGGAGGACAUUUUCAAUAUCAGUGACAACCUUGCCGAGCACUUCGAGUUCCUUGACCAGCAGCCCAAGGUGUUUCCAGGCACCUACGAUGGGCCAGUUGAAGGACAUGUUGUUUUCGAGGAUGUGACAUUUGCCUACCCGACGCGGCCAGAGCAGAAAGUGUUGCAUGGCCUCUCGAUGGAACUACAACCUGGCAAGACGACAGCGCUGGUUGGUGCCUCGGGCUCUGGCAAGAGCACAUCGGUGAAGCAACUGAUCUUCAGAUACUAUGACCCCUAUGAGGGGGCCAUACUGAUUGAUGGAGUGCCCCUGAAAGACUGGGACCUGACGCAUCUCCACAGGCACAUGGCGCUUGUGGCGCAAGAGCCGGUCCUCUUCAACACCUCCGUGCGUCAAAAUCUGCUCUACGGACUUCCGCAAUGCCGGAUUGAUUCAGAUCCAAAGGAUUUUGAAGAAAAGAUGAUUGCUGCUGCAAAGGCAGCCUGCGCUCAUGAGUUCAUUCAGAGCUUCCCCGGCGGCUACGACACCAAUGUGGGUGACCGUGGAGGUCAGGUGUCAGGCGGCCAAAAGCAGCGCCUGUCCGUUGCACGGGCGAUCCUCAUGCAGCCGAGGAUACUUGUGUUGGACGAGGCCACGAGUGCCCUAGAUGCGGAGAGCGAGUCUAUUGUGCAGGAGGCCCUCGACUGCUUGGUUGCCAAUAGUGGCAGCAGCGUGAUGGACGUCAUUGCCCACAGGCUCUCCACAGUUCGGCAAGCAGAUGAGAUCAUUUGUCUCAGAGAGGGCCAUGUUGUGGAGCGUGGAACCUCAAAGGAGCUUAUGGAGCUCCGGGGGUACUACUACACGCUGGUGGAGAAACAAGCUGUGACUCUGGACGACAUCGGAGGAGCGAAUGCCGAGAUCGACCGGUCCAUGAGAUCCAGACGGGCAAGCGUAGGCGGCAAAGGAGUUGCGAAGGGCACACCGGACAGCGCUGCUACUGAAACGAGCUCGUGA